AUGCUGCAUUGGAUAAUUAAAGUAGGCCGCUGGAACCCGCUGCCCAUCCAGUACCUGACUGACGCCCCAGAGGCCACCGUGGCGGACAUGCUGCUGGACGUGUAUCACAUGGUCACACUCCGCAUCCAGCUGCAGAGCUUCGCCAAGCUGGAGGACCUGCCGUCGGAGCAGUGGAACCACGCCACCGUGCGCAACGCCCUGAAGGAGCUCCUGAAGGAGAUGAACCAGAGCACCCUGGCCAAGGAGUGCCCCCUCUCACAGAGCAUGAUCUCCUCCAUCGUCAACAGCUCCUACUACGCCAACGUCUCCACCUCCAAGUGCCAGGAGUUCGGCCGCUGGUACAAGAAGUACAAGAAGAUAAAGGGUGAUUACCUGGAGAAGAUGUGGCCGAGUCGGGAGAACUCCGAAAUCAAAGUGGAGCGGGACAGCCUGGCCGAUUACUGCGUCCUGGGACAGCGGCCUCCUCCUCCUCACCUGGCCGGCCUGGCCCAGAUGGGCGGACCCAUGGGCGGUGGCGGCGGCGGCGGCGGCGGGUCCCUGGUGAAAGGGGGUUCGGGGGACCCCCAGACCCCGACCCCGCAGCAGCAACAGCAGCAGCAGCAACAGGCCCAGCAGCCCUCCCCCCACGGCCAGCUCCACCACAGCCCCCCGCUGCGCGCCCUCCAGCCCCUGCUGGCCCCCGGCGGCCUGCUGUCCCCCCACCUCAGCCCCCAGCUGGUGCGCCAGCAGUUGGCCAUGGCCCACCUCAUCAACCAACAGCUGGCGGUCAGCCGCCUGCUGGCCCACCAGCACCCGCAGGCCCUCAACCAGCAGUUCCUCAACCACCCGCCCAUCCCCCGCCCCGCCAAGCCCGGCGACCCGGGCGCCAGCCCCUCCGCCGUGGAGGUCUCGCCCGACAUCUACCAGCAGGUCCGCGACGAGCUCAAGAGGGCCAGCGUCUCCCAGGCCGUCUUCGCCCGCGUGGCCUUCAACCGCACCCAGGGCCUGCUCUCGGAGAUCUUGCGGAAGGAGGAGGACCCUCGUUCGGCCUCUCAGUCUCUCCUGGUGAACCUCAAGGCCAUGCAGAACUUUCUCAACCUCCCAGAGGGCGAGCGCGACCGAAUUUACCAGGAGGAACGUGAGCGCAGCAUGAACCCCCCCGCGAGCCUGCCCUCCACCCCCACCUCCAGCCCUGCCGGGCCCCGCCUCACGCAGAUGGUGUGGGAACGAAACAACGACGAAAAGUUAACUCCAGAAGCGUGGGCGAAUAUUUGGAAAAAUAAGCCCAAAAUCUCAAACUCGCCCAAGCCUCCGGGCCCCAGCCCCGAGCUCCCAGUGAAGAUCGAGUCCCUGGUCAACAUCUCCUCGGUCAUCUACGACGAGAUCCAGCAGGAGAUGAAGCGGGCCAAGGUGUCCCAGGCGCUCUUCGCCAAGGUGGCCGCCAACAAGAGCCAGGGCUGGCUGUGCGAGCUGCUGCGCUGGAAGGAGAGCCCCACCCCCGAGAACCGCACCCUGUGGGAGAACCUGUGCACCAUCCGGCGCUUCCUGAGCCUGCCGCAGUCCGACCGCGACCUGGUGUACGAGGAGGAGUCCCGGCACCAGCACAACGAGCGGCUGCACACCGUGCUUCACCUGCCCUCCGACCCGCAGGCUCUGCAUAGACAGCCCCCCCAGCCCAUGAAGGACCACUCCCCGAUGCGCGAGGACCCCAUGCCCGUGUCCCUGCCCGGCCCCGGGGCCGAGGAGACCCAGCAAGCGGGGGCCAGCUCGGCCAAGAGGCCCCGCUCCCGCACCAAGAUCUCCCUGGAGGCCCUGGGCAUCCUGCAGAGCUUCAUCCAGGACGUGGGGCUGUACCCGGACCAGGAGGCCAUCCACACGCUGUCCGCCCAGCUGGACCUGCCCAAGCACACCAUCGUCAAGUUCUUUCAGAACCAGCGCUACCACGUGAAGCACCACGGCCGGCUGCGGGAGCCCGGCGAGGCCGAGGGCGAGGGCGGCGGGGUGGACGUGGCGGAGUACCGGGACGAGGAGCUGCUCUCCGGCUCAGAGGACGCCGAAUCCGGCGAGGACGGGCACGAGGAGCUCUACGGGGCGGAGUCGUCGGGCGUGGGCGUGGGCGGAGCUACGACGGUGGCGGUGUCGGUGGCCCCGCCCCCGGAGGAGGGGAAGGACACGCCCCACCUGCUGUCCGCUCGACCCAGCUCUCUGCCCCCCAGCAACACCUCCCCGGGCCCCCGGGACACCAGCGAGCACCAGAGAUAAUGCGGCCGUCCCUCAGCGAGAGUCAG
Messenger RNA from Anguilla anguilla (European eel), 2267 nucleotides. It is a transcript of the gene satb2, whose product is annotated as SATB homeobox 2. Gene Ontology annotation, biological process: chromatin remodeling; regulation of transcription by RNA polymerase II. The transcript is spliced from 11 exons. The record is from RefSeq and is a predicted model, not a curated record. The coding region runs from base 1 to 2241 and encodes 746 amino acids. Gene Ontology annotation, molecular function: DNA-binding transcription factor activity, RNA polymerase II-specific; RNA polymerase II cis-regulatory region sequence-specific DNA binding. Lineage: Eukaryota; Metazoa; Chordata; Actinopteri; Anguilliformes; Anguillidae.